This is a messenger RNA of Prunus armeniaca (apricot), 555 nucleotides long. The record is from the annotation of a GenBank genome assembly. NCBI's taxonomy places the organism in Eukaryota, Viridiplantae, Streptophyta, Magnoliopsida, Rosales, Rosaceae.
AUGGCUGGGAUGGCUGGGCCGUUCGUACAGAAUGUUGGUGGUCAGUCUGCCCAGGCUGGAGAAGUGUUUGAGAGGAAGAAGAAGAAGAAGAUUAAGCAGAACAGACUCCCUGUUGAGGCCACUCCUUUUGUUAGAAGGAAAAGAGAGGAAAGUGCUCAACCUGCGACUUCAGCUGAAGGUCCUUCUCCUCCUCCUUCUAAGUCAAAAAGGCUUAGAAAGAGGACAGUGGUGGAAUAUGUGGCCACAGAAGGAACUGCAGUAGCUCCCAACGCCACUUCAGACACGGAUGAAGAGCUGAGAGAGGCUUUUGAGGCUGUGGAGCAAGAGAAAGAGCUGGAAGAGUUGGAAGAAGUAGGAGAAGGGCCUCAGGAGAAGGCCAAGAUAAUGGAAGAAGAGGAGGAAAUUCCUGCUGAGGUGAUAGCAGAGAGUAUUGCGCUGGCUCAGAAACAACAAGAAGAUACAAGGGCAGGACUGACUAGCUCAGAGCUGGCCCUGUUUGAGGAUCCAGAGGCAGAACACUCUACUGCUGUUCCAGCGGCUGAUGAACAGGCAUGA